GGUCCCUUCCACCCCGACACACACACACCACACACACACACACACCCCAUUGAUCAAUAUUUGGCUGUCUUGCUGCAACUUGCUGCAGUCUUUUAAAGGAGUAGUAGAGCGAGAGAGGGAGAGAGAAAGGGAAACUGACAGGAAGGGGUAAGGAGCUACACAUGUCACAUGUGCUUUCUAAGACGGCCAGGAGCAUCUGCAGGCUGGAUCUGGUGGAGGAUGCUGCGGCAGGUGAUACACAGAGGGCUCCAGUCGUUUUUCUACAAGCUGGGCUUAUUCGUGAGCAGGCAUCCGGUGUUUUUCCUCACUGUGCCCGCAGUCCUGACCAUCAUCUUCGGCUUCAGCCUGCUCAACCGCUUCCAGCCUGACACUGACCUGGAGAGCCUGGUAGCCCCCAGCCACAGCCUGGCCAAGAUCGAGAGGAGCUUAGCCAGCAGCCUUUUCUCCCUCGAUCAAUCCAAAAGCCAGCUGUAUUCGGACUUGCACACCCCGGGGAGGUAUGGCAGGGUGAUUCUCCUCUCCAAACCCGGAGGCAAUAUUUUGCAUCAGGCUGAUGUGAUCCUGCAGAUCCACCGAGCCGUGCUGGAAAUGAAGGUGAACUACAAAGGCUAUAAUUAUACUUUUUCCCAUCUGUGUGUAUUGAGAAAUCAGGAUAAGAAAUGCGUGCUGGAUGAUAUUAUUUCAGUACUAGAGGAUCUGAGGCAGGCUGCCCUCUCCAAUAAGACAACAGCCAGGGUGCAAGUGAGCUAUCCCAACACUAAAUUAAAGGAUGGAAGGAGCAGUUUUAUUGGCCACCAGCUCGGAGGGGUCAUGGAAGUGCCCAACAGCAAGGACCAGAGAGUCAAAUCAGCCAGAGCCAUCCAAAUCACUUACUACCUCCAAACGUAUGGCUCUGUCACCCAGGACCUCAUUGGGGAGAAGUGGGAGAGUGAAUUCUGUAAACUGAUGCACAAGAUGCAGCUGGAUCACCAAGAUCUGCAGCUCUACUCACUAGCGUCCUUCAGCCUCUGGAAGGACUUCCACCAGACCAGUCUCUUGGCCAGGGGCAAGAUUUUGGUGAGCCUGAUGCUGAUCCUCCUGACUGCUACCCUCUCGAGCUCCAUGAAGGACUGCCUGCGUAGCAAACCUUUCCUGGGACUCUUGGGAGUACUCACUAUCUGUAUUUCCAGUGUCACUGCGGCAGGGAUAUUUUUCAUUACUGAUGGAAAAUAUAAUUCUACUCUGUUGGGAAUCCCUUUCUUCGCUAUGGGUCAUGGAACCAAAGGAGUAUUUGAACUUCUUUCAGGAUGGCGCCGAACCAGAGAGAAUCUGCCAUUCAAGGACAGAGUAGCGGAUGCCUACUCAGAUGUUAUGGUCUCCUAUACAAUGACAAGCUCCUUGUAUUUUAUAGCCUUCGGCAUGGGUGCAAGCCCUUUCACCAACAUUGAAGCUGUAAAAGUCUUUUGCCAGAACAUGUGUGUCUCGAUCCUGUUAAACUAUUUCUAUAUCUUCUCCUUCUUCGGCUCCUGCCUGGUCUUUGCUGGCCAGUUGGAGCAGAAUCGUUAUCACAGCAUCUUCUGCUGUAAAAUCCCUUCAGCAGAAUACCUGGACCGGAAACCUGUGUGGUUCCAGACCAUGAUGAACGAUGGCCAUCAACACACUUCUCAUCAUGAGACCAACCCGUACCAGCAUCACUUUAUCCAGCAUUUCCUCCGAGAGCAUUACAAUGAGUGGAUUACCAACAUCUAUGUCAAACCAUUUGUGGUGAUACUGUAUCUCAUCUAUGCCUCUUUCUCCUUUAUGGGGUGCUUACAGAUUAACGAUGGAGCCAAUAUUAUCAACCUUCUUGCCAGUGAGUCUCCAAGUGUAUCCUAUGCCCUCAUACAGCAAAAGUAUUUCAGCAACUACAGCCCAGUGAUAGGCUUCUAUAUUUAUGAACCUCUGGAGUACUGGAAUGGCACUGUGCAAGAAGACCUAAAAACACUGAGCCAGGGGUUCAACACAGUGUCCUGGAUUGAACAGUAUUACCAGUACCUUCGAGUGGGUAACAUCAGUGCAACCAACAAAAGUGACUUUAUCAGUAUCCUCCAGAGCUCCUUUUUAAAAAAGCCAGAAUUUCAACAUUUCAAAAAUGACAUCAUUUUCUCCAAAGCUGGAGACGAGAACAACAUUAUUGCUUCUCGUUUGUACCUGGUGGCCAGGACUAGUGAAAACACACAGAGGGAGGCAGUGGAAUUGUUGGAGAAGCUGAGACCACUCUCUCUUAUACAGAGCAUCAAGUUCAUUGUGUUCAAUCCUACCUUUGUUUUCAUGGAUCACUAUGGUUUAUCAGUAACUAUGCCUGUCUUGAUUUCUGGUUUUGGCAUCCUGCUGGUGUUAAUACUGACCUUUUUCCUGGUUAUCCACCCUCUAGGAAAUUUCUGGUUAAUUCUCAGUGUCACCUCAAUAGAACUGGGUGUCCUUGGCUUGAUGACCUUAUGGAAUGUAGACAUGGAUUGCAUUUCUAUACUGUGCCUUAUCUACACUUUGAAUUUUGCCAUAGAUCACUGUGCACCCCUGCUUUAUACAUUUGUACUAGCGACUGAGCACACCCGAACUCAGUGUAUAAAGAACUCCCUCCAAGAGCAUGGGACACCCAUUUUGCAGAACAUUUCUUCUUUUCUUAUUGGGUUGGUCCCCCUUCUCUUUGUGCCUUCAAACUUGACCUUCACACUGUUCAAAUGCUUGCUGCUUGCCGGCAGUUGCACACUUCUGCACUGUUUUGUUAUUUUGCCUGUCUUUCUAACCUUUUUCCCACCUUCCAAAAAGCACCACAAGAAAAAGAAACGAGCCAAAAGAAAGGAACGAGAAGAGAUCGAAUGCAUAGAAAUUCAGGAGAAUCCUGAUCAUGUGACAGCAGUCUGAAAGGCUCAGAAAAAAAAUAAUAUUUCCUCUUUUUAAAAAAGUGUUGCACAGAGAUGCAGGGAAAAUAGAGCAAAGAUCUCAGCUGCUUGUGCUGGCCAGGUCUGACAAGGCAAAGGAAGAUCAAGAAGGGGUACUCAUGACACAUCAAGGUGCAAACUUUUUUUAACAAAAAUAACGAAAGUAAAAAUAACCACAAAUAUUUCCUUUGAAUCCUCAUUCUCCACCAGGGAAAAGUCUAUUGGCCAUUAAAUGUUCCUGAAUCUCAAACUGUAGCUCUAAUGGGAAUUACCUGAUCUGUCAUAAUCAAGACUGAAGCGAAGUUGAAAAGAAAAGUUACUACUAAGUAAACAGUAGUGAAAAAAGACAGAAUACUUUGACAAAAUUGUCCACAAUAAAACAAACAAAACAUUGCAGUUGAGAAAAGGGAACAAAACCAAGAGAGAUUUUAAAAUGCCAUGGCAUUUUUUUCUUAUUUUCUUGAGCAAGUUGUUUAAGAUAAAACCUAUGCACACGGGAAGUUGAUGUUUAAAUCAAUCUAAGCCAAAGUACUUCCCAAUUUCAGUAUAUCUACAACACCACAGUUCAAGUUAGUCUGAAUUUAGAUGGCAAAGCUGCACUGCCAAGGGAGAGAGGUAUUGUUUAUAUAAGAGAAGAAAUUACCAUUGGCCGUUUGAAAAUUUAAUAUUUAGUGUCUUUAAAACUGACAUAUGCCAUUUACCCCAAGAAGCCACAGCUGGUUGCUAUCACCAUACCUACAUUUUGGCAUUUCUGAAUUGUGAAAUUCCCCUUGAACUAGCAGAUCCCAUGAAACUAACCCAGGCCAUUACCACUGCAGCACUAUUUGCAGUUCCUGCAGUGUAACACUUUUGAAUCCUAAUUUAUCAGUGUUGACAUUAAAUACUGAAUAUUAAUCAAGCAGGCGCUUUAAAUGUAAUGAUGGAUUGCAUAUCACAGACAUAAUGUGAUCGUGUUACAGCUGAGUCAGCUCUGGAGCACCCGCACAGUAUUAUUAUUAUUAUGUAUUUGGUCCAACAGUCGAAGGGAUAUGUUUGCUGGUCCCUGCAAUAUGCUGCAGGAAGUGGGAUUUUCCCCUUCCUUAAGCAAAACAUCAGUCAAAUACUUGCGACAUUAAAAACAAACAAACAAAAUAACAAGUUUGCAUGGGGCUAAAGAAACCCCUAGCUGUAAAAAGAUCAGUCCCCUGUGGGAAGGGGAGGGGAGGGCAAAAUGUCUUUAUUACUAUUGUUCCUAAAUAUCUGAGUGUUGAUUGUCUGCAACAUAAAGCUUUGUUCUGGCAGUUGAAAUUUCACAGAAGAGUGCAGAAAAUCCACAGUUACUAUGUGACGCUAGAAAUUGUACUGUAAAGAACUAUGAAUGACUUUCUCUGCUAUACAGCAUAGUAACCCAAGAGAAGGGAUGAAAACCAAUUUAGCCAUUUCAGUUUGCUCUUGGCCCAGUUCAGCGCUGGAGCUCGCCAUGUCCAUCUCCCUUUUCAGUAUUUUAAAAGGGCUUGCUUUCUACUCUCUGGAAUAUGGUAUAGCAUCACCUACAUGAGCAAUGUCUUCCGGAAUAUAUAGUAUCCAUGAGGACUCUAUGUAAAGAUAUCACUAGAUGGAGUGUUUAUAUCUACUUUGUAUUACUUGUGGGUACCUUUACAAAACAUCUGGAAGCAAAUGUUUAUUUGUGGCUGGUUAACUGAGUCUCAGACAUGCAGAGUUUGCUGACGAGGGUAUGUACAUAUGUUUCACUAAAAAAAUCUCUGCAAGAAGUUGAUUCUUUGUUCUGUGACAUCUCCCACCUCUUUCUACUGCUUCAUGGUUAGGGAGAGCCAGACAAAAUUCACCUGCAGCACAAAAAGCCAUGUGAAUGUCAGUUCUAAUGUUCAUUAACUGCUUCUGUUUUCAAGAUAUGCAGUUUUUCCUCUUCUCUGUCCUUUCUGUACUUUGCCAUUACCAUUUGCCAAAAAAUGACCUCUGUGUUAUAGGAGUGGUCAAAGCUCUUGAUUGUUCAAGGGACAUUUUAUGUGCAACAAGUUUUAGAGAAAGGUAAACUUUCUAGAUAGGCAAAGCUUUCAAGGUUUGAAUCCAGAUCUAAACUUCAGGUGUAUCUAGAUCAAGGUUAUUGUUUUGACCCAAGAUAUUCAAGGGUCAACUGCAAAACUGAGGUCUAAAUAGUUUGGUAAGAUUUAGGAGUGGGGAUGUUUUAAUGUUGGGUUAUGGCUCAUAUGUGUCUCUAGUUGGGAAGUAUUUACUGACUUUGAUCUGUAUCUCAAAGACAUUGUGCAAUAGCCACCUUUUUAGAACAGUUGGUUCUGAAUGUCAAGGCUUCCAUACCUUUUCUUACGUUUCCUCCACUGUCCAUACAAUACUGGAUAGUCAUAGCACAACUGUGACCCCUUUGUAUCACUUCUGAAGGUGUCCUUUUUCCCACCUGCUCUGUGUGUCACAGUGGAAGUUAUUGGUCUUCUCUUGUACCACAGAGAUGUAUCCCAGGGAACUCUGUCAUGCAUUGUUUUGAAGAAAGUAACAUUUUCCAAAGCCAUCAAAGCAGGGAUUCACCUCAUCUAACUGUGGAUGUUGACAAUGUAGCUAUUAAUAUCUAAGCUUCCUUUAUGGACAUAAGAGGGGGACAGAUACCUCUGGUCUUUUUUACAUCUGUUCGUUAGGAGUAAAUGAAUCACACCUUUAAAAUGCCUGUUUCUGACCAUUGGUGGUAAAGGAAGCUCAAAGCAAUUCAGACACAGAUAUCAGCCAUGCCAACACAUCUAAGUUUGGUGAGAUUAACCCCACCUAAAAUGUCCUAAUAUCAAGUGAAAGAAAAAAGAAAAAAGCCUUAGAAAAUUGCCUUCCAAGAGUCUAUUAGGGAUAAUUCCCUGGUGUAACUCAGCUCAAAAUUUAUGUUUGGCUUAUGAAGCCUUUAUGCAGAACAGAGCUUAUAAAAUUGCCAGGGAGAAUAGUGAGCUAAGAAAUCAGGAGAUGUUAAUAUUGAGGGUGGGCUCACACAAAUGAGCUAGAGUAUAAUGAGAUGUCAAACCAGUUUCUCUCUCAGUACCAUACAGUGCACUAGGAGACACAAAAUGUACAGAAUGUACUCUGGGACUAGGAGUUUUUUAUUUCGAUGUCAACACAGGAAUGGAGAAAAAAAAAAAAAACACGUAAACAAACAGAUCUUCCAUGGAUGUAGUUUUGUUACUUUACUUACCAACCAUUUUCCAGACCUACCAGGAAAGACGAUUGCAGCUGUUACUUCUGCAGAUAUGUCAGUCUCCGUGGACCAAGGAAAACUUCUUCUCAAGCUAAAAAAGUGAUUAUUUUCUUCUAUAAUUCAGCCACACCAAAACAAUUUGAGAAAGGGUAGUCCAUAUUUUUUAAUGUCUUCUCCUAUUUUUUGCUUGUUUUGCUUUCAAUAUAUUUCAAUAAUUUUGACCCAUUUCUGCAGCCUCAUGGCACCUGUUCAGCUCAGCUGGAUCUACAUAUGUAUGUGUGAACAUAGGACAUAGCCCACACACCAAAACAAUUUGACAGUCUCAUCUAUGCUGCAUAUUGGAUUUUCAUUAUACUUUUUUUUUUUUUUUAAACCAGUUUAAAAAGUUCCCUGGGAUGGUGUACAUCUUCCUUUAAUGUCUGUUUAUAUAUAUAUAUUCUACAUAAGCUGACAAGAGUUCUCUGUGGUUUUCCUACUUUUUCGGUUUCAUUCCCUCACUGUUAUUUUAAGUUCACUGUUGAGAUAACUCUGUUGAAGUCAACAGGUUUACUGCCAUGAUAUAUAUGGCUUUGCAUGUUUUCUAUCCAGCAAGAAGUGAAACCAUGACAAACGAACCUCUUCAUUGUUUAUAUGCUUGUUAAUAAUGUAUCUGUCUAUACUAUAUAGCCAUUGUUGCAUGCUGCAUUCAGGAGGCUGGAGUGGAGGUGACCUGUAAUUUCUUCCAUUACACUUUUCCAUACUGGCUGUUUUAACUGUAACUUACUCCUGUCUUUUUUUGUUAGAAUUAGGGUUUUACCUCUGUAGUCCAGUACCUGAAGUUUCAUGAAUUUAUUGCCUAACAAAUCAACAUACUUUUUAUGGCCAAGAUAGGUAUGAAUGCAUGGCACCUUGCAUGUAUAAUGUAGAGAUUACCUUCAGGACUAUCAUCCUCAGCCUUUUACCUCAAAAACUUCCUAUGUAGGAUGUAACCUGACAUACGUUAAUAUCUAUCUGAGUUCAGCUGAGCAACUCUAGUUUCUAAAUUUUCUUCAGUGGGAAAGAAAGGAACUAGGGUGAAAGAAGAAAUAUGAAGUAAAGUAGUUGUAUAAUCAGCGUUUUUUUUUUUUUUUACCUAAAAGGCUCUCACUGCUCUGCUCUUAAUUAAGUCACACUGAGUGGUGACUCAAGCAUAAUUAAGAUUUAUUUCAAUGGAGUUAUUUCAUAUUUCACUAUGACAAGAACUUGGCUUAUUGUCCUUAAGGAAGCACCAUGCUAAAUCUCUUAGAUUAAUAUUUUUUGUAAUUAUAGACUUUAAUAACUUGUUUUUCAUUGCAAUGUUAGUUUUUUUGAGUACCUCAAGCUCUCAUUUGAAGACCUAGGAAAUAUUAAAAAGCAAAGUUAGGCAAUCAGUGAACAAGAGACAUGUUAGGGAAAAGGAAUACUUCACAGAGAGGCAGUGUACCCUUCAGCAAAGCUCUAAAUAAAAAAUGAUGUUAAGACUGUCUCAGAAGUAUGUUACUUUGAUGGAAAUCUCCAGGUUAAAGUGAAGUGGAAACCAAGUGAAGUAUGUUGUGUGGAGGAUAAUGUAAUCAAAUUAUAGACAGUCAAACUGAUUCUUGGCCUAUACAAUCUUACUCAAACAAGAAGACAUUUGAACUGGGAAGGAGACUGAAUAUGGAAAGAAGCUCAUCCAUCACGCAGAACGUUUCUUUUCACCAUAAACUUGCAUACAGAAAAAUCAUAAACCAAGUGAGUGAGCCUCUCUAUAACCUGUUUUCCACUUGCACCAAAGAAAGGAUCACAUCUUUGGUUUCACAACCCCUUGGGAAGAAUAUUCAAAGCUGCUCCCUUACAUGAUACAGUUGUGAAUGAGAACUGGAAGAUGCACAUCAUGUUGCAAGAGCACAACAGACAAUGAGGGCCAUGCCCUCAAUGAGGCCAUGCCCUCAUUGUCUGUUUUCUUCCUUCUUCAGUAGCACCACAGUCUCCUAGAGGUACCUGCUUGGCAGAGUUCCUACGUUUCUCCAGGAGUAAUCUGGAAUUUGUCAUCACAGCAGCACACAGGCAAACACCUCACACCAUGACAUUUUCAGAGCUUUUUUAGAGGUGUUCUUUGAGAGAUCCCCACUUCCCACUGCAGAGCCCCUAACAAAAUCCCACAUGUCUGAGAAGAGGUGCACUUCUUCUUCUGACACAUCAGUUGGGAAGUUUUGGGGAAGAUUUUCAUCUUAAUCCACAAGGCUUUCUUUUAGCCACAUGUUUUGACCUCCUUCAUGGCUUAAAAGCAAAUGAUCCAAUGUGAAACUUAGAUGUUCAUCCUACCUAUAGCUGUGUGCAGUGUUGCUUAUCCACAAAGUUGAUGUGGAUUGUUAUUUUUCAGCACAAACAGGGAUCUGACCUCCUUGCCCUGACCCCCAGACAAAAUCUUACUGAAAACAAAGAAGGACAAAACAGUUCCAAACUACAUCUUUCCUUGGAUUCUUUGUCUCCUCUCUGUCAUACCAACAUACCCGUACCACUACUCAUGUUUUCUUCCUGCUUCCUCAUUAGAGAAAGUAAAGUUUCUCUUUCCCACUCCCUGAGGCUGCCUUUCCUUUGCAGCUUAUUUUGUACUUUAAUCUUCCAUGUGAGCUCUCAAGCCCUUCAAAAUUUUCCUCUUUUUUUUUUUUUUUUUUUUUUUUUUUAAACUCUGAGAGCAUAACCUUGUUGAAAUAAAUUGGAGAUGCUUGGAUGCAUCAAAGUGCAGAGUCUGGUACAGAAGUAGCUAAUUUAUAACAGCACUCAAAACUUUCAUCAGACAGAAAAUUUUCUGUAAGAAAACUCGGAAAAUAAUUAGGCUUAAUUUUUUCUGCACUUUCUAUCUCAUGAAAUUGUAUUAUUUGUGUUCUUUUUACAGGAGGCAUUACUUUUUUUUUUUUUUUUUUUUUUUUAGCAUUCCUUUAUCUUAGAAGUGUAUUUCUAUCUCAGAAAGAAAAAUAAAUGGAUAUUUCUUCGUGCCCUAGAAAAGAAAAUACUGUCCCUGCUAGGCACAUUUUGUGCCAAGUUUCUGCUCAGAGCACAUUUUCCAGGCUGAAUUAUACAAGCCUCUGGAAGCAAGUAUUUCUAGUGGAAAUGCUGAUACAGCCUUAACUAGAGAAAAAUUAAUGGUACUUCAACAUUGUACUGCUUAACUUCAUCUCCUCUGCAUCAGCCUGCUGGAUAUUCUGGGCAGUAUUUCUAAUACAGAUUAAUAACGGUGUCACCAUUGCUUGCCACACCACUACUUUGGCAAUAUCACAUGGGUAGUUCUCGUAAACACACAUCAGAGCCUACCGUGUUUAUGUACUAAAUUCCUGACAAGAUUAGCAUGGCUUCUGCCAGAGCAGGGAUAUAUUCCAGGACAAAGUAGUGUGACAGCUCUCUGCUGUAAACAUGCUUCUCAUUCUGGGCUUUGGCAUCUCUCAGCUGUAUGUUGGAUGUUGCACUGAGUUCCUUUGUAAAGAACAAAGAGCAUUAUUUUUGUUUCAAUAAACCACUUGAGAACAUAUCAUGAAAGAAUUUACAUUCAGUCAUGGAUGGAAAUUUUUUUACAAGGAAGGAAUAUCAAGGAAGGAAUAUCAAGGAAUAUUCCAAGGAAGGAAUAGGAAUGUCAAUUGUGUGAAGUGUAGAAGUCUCCACAAAUAGAGAAAUCUUGGUCCAGAACAUUUUUUUUUCUUUUGUUUCUAUUGUAAUUCAGGCACUAGAUGUCUUUGAUCUUAUUUCCUCUCAUUGAUAUGGACUGAAGAUUUUUCACAUAUUGCAGUGAGGAUAAAUCUUGAUCUACAAAAAUAUCCUGUUCGUCUGAAGUAGACUUUCUUUUGGAGGAAGCCCCAUUGGUUUCAGCUCCAUGCCAAUGGAGUUGCAGCAUCUGGCAGCAGCAAUGUUAACAUGUACCACUUCAGAGACAGGCUCUUAUUCUCAGUGUGUACACCUGGAAAUACCAAGUAUGUAGGAUUUGUGAGAUGUGUGAUCUUGUUUUGUCUCUAGACAAAAAAAAAAAAAAAAAGAGGUGGUUGCAAGAUUUGCAAGAUUUAGUUCUGCUGCCAAAUCAACUUUCCAUCAUUAGGUAGAAAAACAAAGAGUGACAAAGUCACCUGUUCCUGUGAGAGUUUCAGAAAAGUAUCAUCUGGUUAUGAAAACAGCUAGAAACAGUGGCAACAGCUGGGCCUGAAGAAGAACUUGUUCUCUUCUGACUACCUCAAAGAUCCACAUGUAUAAAAACAAACUGCUACUGACCAGUAACUUGAUCAUAGUGGGUAUGAUACAGCCAAUGGAAGUACAGAAAUUAGGGCCCAACCUCUUAAGACCAAGGCAAUUGCCUUUGGAGGUGAUUCCAGGUAAUGACAUGACACAGGGACUGGAAUUAAUCUUCAAAACUAUUAAGUCUCUAGGGAAGAUCCUGGCACAGCUUUGGCCUGGAAAACUACUUUCCCUCCCCAGAAAUUUCCAGGCACAAUCUGGAUGCUGGCAUGUUCCAGGAACCAUUCCCACCAGGCGGUUUAUUUGCAGUUACCCAUUUUGAAGAAUAUAGGACUGUUCAAUAGUAUUGACAUUAACUGACCAUGCCAGCCUCCUUCAGGGCCAGAGAGCACCCAUCCCCUGUCAAUGCUUGCUUUACUGGAAAGUUAUAGCUUUAGACCCUGAUGCAGCCUGUAUUCAUACUGGUAUUUUACUUCUGAAGAUCUUAAUCUGGCAAAGCACUCAAGUAAAUGACUUCAUUUAAUCAAAUUCUUAAGUCUCAUGGACUGGGACAUCUUUAGAUUUAAGCAUGUGUUUAAGUACUGAGCUAAAUAAGGAUGCACUUAUCUCUCCUUCAAGUUAAAUAUGAGUUGUACAGAGGAAAAAAAAAAAAAAAAAAAAAAAAGGCCUUAAAAGAAAAGGCCCAUUUCCCAUAACAUACUAAAUCCUGCAAUUAUAGUAGCAAUUUCACAAUAUAUAGGAAGACCGUGCCAAGGACAUAUAUUUUUCAGGGUUUCAAUUUCCCUGAUGUGAGACAUCUCAGGGACAUUUUAGUGAUUUGUUACAGUCAUACAACACUCAGGCAAGAACAAAGCCUUGCUGAGCAUUGCUCCUGGAAAAAAAAAGUAACAAGAUAUUUGACUCAGAAUGAGACUACAGUAUUUUAUUAUGUUAAAGUUCAUUUUUAAAAGAAAAAAUGAAACUUUCAUUUAAUGUCAUUCAUUAUUUCUUUCAAGUGAUACUCUGGAGAAGUGCUGGAUGUGCCUCUGUUAUGGAUGAGGGAGGAAUUGCUUGAUGAAAUUAAACCCAGCUUUACCAAUAAAAAGAAAAACUGGCUUUGUGCCCAGUGUAAAACUUACUAUGGUAUCAUCUGCUGGUUUUUAAUUAAAUUAAAUGUGAAUGAUGACAUGCAUGCAACAGAAGUGGAGAAGCAUGCUAUACAUGUCCUUGGGCUGCAUCUGGUGAGGAACACCUAUGCACACCAGGAAGAGAGACUGAGUCCCCAUUCCUGAAAAAACAGAUGCAACUGCCAAGCCAGAAACAUUGUGAAUAAUCCCAUUGGCUUCAGUGAAGCCAUCAGGAUGUAUUUAAAGAUAUGUACAUAAGCCUUUGCCUGAGUCAGGACUGAGAUAAGGAGAUAUUGUAAUAUUAAAAGGAGACAGAGAGUCUUAAAUCAGGUAUUUCUUCAGCAUCUGUAAAAAGGCUCAGUGUAACUAAAUAGUUCCUUAAAAGAAAAAAAAAUGCUUUUUAAAAAUAAAAUAUCAAGCUCAAUAGCAAUACAGGCAGUAUAAGUAUUUAAGAGUCUAAUGAGAAAGAUAACAGUAUUUUUUUCAGGAAAUUAGUCUUCCCCAUGUUAUGUCUGUAGCCAAUGUAUUAUGGAAAUGCACAACCACACAAGAAAAAGGAAGUAGUGGAAUUCAUCUGUCCUAGCUCAGGCACACAAAAAAUCAGAUAUUAAAUAGCUCCCCUUCUGCUCGUAGUCAAAGGAGAGAAAUAAGUACUGCAAUUCAUCUUGCUCAGAUAGUUGUUCUAGGAUGAGGGCCCUUGCCUACAUCCAACAGCAGCUAACAGAGCUGGUGAAUAGCCAAGGAUGAGUAGAAAACAUACCUGUGAGCAUGUGUCUAAAGACGUGUCAGAUUAGCCACUCCAAGGCAUCUAUGCUCAUAGCUCAUAGUAACUGCAAUGAAAAUACCAAUAAAUAAUUUUCCAAUUAUGGGUAUCAAAAGGUUUGAUUUUUGUACUGUUUGGGGAAGGGGUUCUAAAAUGGGUCAUUAUAGCUCCAGGGUGGGAGCUGGGUGACUGGACCAUUGCGAACAAUGCAGUUGUGAGCAGCUGAGAAUCACUGCAGGGAGAAUACGAAAAGGACUAAAUUAAGCAAGUGCUGCAGGGUCAGAUGAAGGACAUUUUUUCCAAAUGUUAUUUAUGUCCAUUUGCACUCUAAUUAAACAUAAUGUUUGUUCUUUUCUUUUUUCUUAUUUUUUAAGACCAUGGUGAUUAGCUUUUCUAUCUCCCUUUUAAGUUGUAGAAUUUGCUUAACCUUUCUUUGGAUUAAUUUAGCAUUAGGUGUUUAAUUACUGAAAUUUCUCAGGUGUGGGCAAUUUUACUAUGCUACAAAUAAACACCAUGAGUCAAUAUUGUUUUUUCCUCCCUCAUAAAGCUCCCUUGUUGCUGAAAACUGUUAAUAUUUUUCAAGAUUAUACCAUGACCAUAUUUGUAUAAAAACCUUUUACUGAGCUUGAAAUUCUAUACCAAAUACUUAUGUCUUUGAAAGACUGGAUUCUUCAAUAAAAUAUAUUCGUCUUUAA
Messenger RNA from Anas platyrhynchos (mallard), 12848 nucleotides. Lineage: Eukaryota; Metazoa; Chordata; Aves; Anseriformes; Anatidae. The record is from RefSeq and is a predicted model, not a curated record.